This is a messenger RNA of Cavia porcellus (domestic guinea pig), 5505 nucleotides long. RefSeq names its product centrosomal protein 68 (gene Cep68). Lineage: Eukaryota; Metazoa; Chordata; Mammalia; Rodentia; Caviidae. The transcript is spliced from 7 exons. The record is from RefSeq and is a predicted model, not a curated record. Bases 176 to 2413 code for a protein of 745 amino acids.
GCGUGGCUGGCUAUCAGCCCCGCCCCAAACGUUCAGGCUCGUAGGGGAGGGUCACGAUAGCCGCCUGAGACCCCAAGUUCUGGGCGUCGCAUGGGGCUGUUGGGGCGGUUCGGGACGUGCGAAGAUUUGAGGGAGCUUGAAGGAUUUUGGGGAGCCCUGACCUAGACACAGCUCGAUGGCCCUGGGUGAAGAGAAGGCAGAGCUGGAAGCCCACGUGGACACAAAGGCCCAGUCCUGCAGGAGGUGGCACCUUGAGGAGCAAGACGGGGUGGUCCAGGGCCCUGAGCCAGUGCAGCCGCCUUGCCAGGAAGCUGAAGGCAGGCCUGCCUCGCCUGUGUGCAGAACAGAGGGGCUGCCUGCCCCUGCCUGCUGGGCUGGGGCUGACCCUAGCGGUGCCUCUGGAAUUUACCUGCCACAGGCCAGUGUGGCCAGCAGAGCUGCGGUAGCUGAUGGGUCUAGGCCUGCUCUUGGUGGCCUGCUUUCUCCUGCCAUCACAGGGACUGGAGACCUUUUGCACUCUGCUGGAAGCCAGAUAAAGGAGUUGAAGCUUUCUGCCUCCCAGGAGCUACCUCAAACCAUUAACAUGCCCAGAACUACAGUCCUCUGCUCCGGACACGACGCUGAUACUGAAGGUGACUCGCCCCGGGUGCUGGGCCUCAACAAGCAGCCUCAUGUCCCAGGUGUCCCUUUCCUGUCCCAGUGGAAGUCCACAUUAAGCCCAGACGCCACCGCUCUGCAGCUGUCCAGCAGCAGCGUCUCUGCCUCUUCUGCGGGCAGCAGUCUCCAGGCUUACCACGAGAAGGUGGAGCCUCAGAGUGGCUCCCUUGCCAAGGUCGCCUCCUCCCUGGAGCUGGCCGUCCCCCAGCAGCCGCCCACUGCAGGAGUGGCAGGGGCUCGGCUCCAGUGGUCGUCACAACCUUCAGCCUGUAACGGUGACUCUGCUGGCCUGGGCAGGAGGCGCCUCUCCUUCCAGACUGAGUAUUGGGCCUGUGUGCUGCCAGAUUCCCUGCCUCCUUCUCCCGACCGCCACUCCCCGCUCUGGAACCCAAAUAAAGAGUACGAAGACUUGCUUGACUAUACUUACCCCCUGAGGCCAGGGCCUCGGAUCCCAAAGCAACUGGACAGCCACAUGGCAGCUGAUCCCGUCCUGCAGGACUCGGGCAUAGAGCUGGAUAGCUUUUCUGUCUCCCCUGCAAGCACUCUCAAGUCACCCAUUAAUGUCUCCCCCAAUUGCCCAGUAACAGAGGUCCCCGCCUUACCAUUUUCUGGGCCCAGAAAACCAAGCCUUAAGCAGUGGGCCUCUGGAGUACCCCAGAAGCAGGGCAUACCUUGGAGCCAGCUUGCAUCAACACCUAAGGCCCCAGGCCAUGGGAAUGCUCCUUGGGAGGGCAGAGAGACCUCCCUGAGGGGCACAAAGGAUUGGCUGCCUGUGGGCAAGCAGCGCAAGCUGGGCUUUCCCCAAGUGAGGACAAGAGACAGAGAGUGGCCCUCGCCCAGGGCAGAGAGGGAGAAGAGGGCCAGCCAGAGUGUCCCACGUCCUGCCCACAUGGAGUCUGGUUGGAAAUCAGAAGAGGAAGUGGAAAGCGAUGAGGAGUAUCUUGCCCUGCCCACUCGGCUGACACAGGUUUCUACUUUGGUUUCAUAUCUAGGCACCGUGCCUGCAUUGGUGACUCUGCCCACUGGGGCUGCUGGGGGACACAGCUCUUUAGAAAUGUUGGACAGUAAUGGACCAACUUCCCUUCUGUCAGAUUCCAGCCAAAGCCAGCCUCCUUCCGAGUCUGCUCCCCACAGGUCUGGAGCCCCUGAAGGCCAGAACCUGCCCAGCUGCCUGUGUGCCCGGAACUCUGCAGAAAACAGUCUGAUGAGCAGCCAGGCUCUGAGGGUCUCCUCGGGACUGCGAAAGUCAUGCCCCUCCGUGCCAACUGGAUUAGACAGAUGGCCCUUCUCAGACCCAGAUGCUAAAGAGCCUUCUUCCAGGAAAGCCGAAGAACAAAGGAAAGACUCCUUGGUCCAGUGUGUGCAGACCUUUUGCUGUCAGCUGGAAGAGCUGAUCCACUGGCUGUAUAGUGUCACAGAUGUCACUGACCUUGGGACUCCGCCCCGGUCCAGUCUCACUGGUCUCAAGUCUUCUCUGCAACUUUACCGGCAAUUAAAGAGAGAUGUCCACGAGCACCAGUCCUUGACAGAGAGUGUCCUAGAGAAAGGAGAGACUCUUCUUCAGUGCCUGCUGGACAAUACCCCAGUGUUGAAGGAUGUUCUCGGGAGGAUUGCAAAGCAGUCUGAUGAACUAGACAGCCAUGCAGACCGGCUUUAUGACGCCAUCCUAGCCUCUCUGGACAUGCUGGCCGGCUGUAGCCUCGUCCCUGACAAUAAGCCAGUGGCAACCACAGAGCCCCCAAGUGCAGGGGUUUAACCAGACAUGUUCUUUAGCAAAGCUGCAGUCGCUGGCCAGAAGUUGUUCUUAGGAAGAAAAUGUUCAAGAAAUCCUGGCAUUAAGGAGAAAACUUUAAUGUGCUAGCUUUAAAAUGUCUUUCUCUUGUAGAAGUAAGGGCUGUUGCGUUACUGUUUCUAUUUACAAUGAAUGCUUUUUUAAGGUUUCCCUUUUGGUGCUUCUCUAUGAAAAGCAUGUGUCUGCAAGUUUUGAUGAAAUAGUAAGAUUUACAGGUCUUGACUUCUCUCUAUUCAGUUAAAAAAAAUUGCAGUUAAACCUCCUAACUCGUCCACCUGUUGAGGUCACUGACAAAAGACUGGAGAAAGAAGAUCCCAAGUACAGUAUCUGACAUUCUCAGACACAAAAAGGGCCAUGAGGCUGAAAAGAGCAAUUGGUUGGCCAGAAACCUUGGGUCUUUUUCAAGAAGUUAGGCUUAGGUUUUACAUUUCCUCUUUAAAAAAUUUUUUUUAGAAGAGGUUAGCCAGAGGUCUGCAGAAGAAAACCAGUAAGGGAGUAGAACUUCUACAAACUACUUUGGGCACAAGUGGCACCUCUGCUGUCUUUGUGGCUGAGGUCUUCAUCUUCCUGCCUAGCUGGUCCCUUAAAAGAAAAUGUGCCAGGGAGAUGGACAACUGCUGUGGUGCUUCAGCUUGGUUAUGAAGCUGCUUAAUCAGUCGAGCUUAAGGGUGAUUCUGGGAGAACUCCUCCAUCCCUUCUACUCUCCCUUGGAUAACUACUACUAUAGAUAGCCAGGGAAGGGAAUCGAUAGGGUCUCGUAGCAUGUCACUACAGGAACUAAAGCUGUUAAGAGUGAAGAAAUUCUUGGUCGUUAGGGAGCAGCCAUGUUAAGUACCCUGUCAGGAAAGUGGAUCCAUCAUUUAAAGCAUCAAUUCUCAAGUUCUUUUGAAGCAAAGCAAUCAUUUAUUGCUACUAACUACAGAUCCCCCCCCCCUUGCCAAAGUUCUACUUGGAGCUGGGGGCGGUGGCACCUGCCUGUAAUCCUAGCACUUGGGAAGCUGAGGCAGGAGGGUAGUUACCAGAUUGAGACCACCAGCCUGGGCUACAAAAGUGAACUCAGGGCCAGCCUGAACUGCACAGCAAGACUGUAUUAAAAAAACAAAAAGUUCUAUUGGGGUUUUGAAUAAAUGACAAAAGAAGGCACAGUAACAGCAUCUGAAGUUCUAUUAAAUGUGAUUUUUCUGCUUAAAAAUUUCCUAGGACAGAUACUGAAAAUAGCUAUUGAAUUUCUAAUGUUUAAUGAUUGGCUAUUCAGUAGUAGCUACACGGAAAACAGUGUUUCAAGUGUCUGCUGCUACUAUAGUAGCAUAAUGUGGAUUUAAAGGCACGUGAGAAUUAAACUUUUAUGAUUCUGCUAUCUCAUUAAUCUUGAUUCUAUAAACACUAAGAUUUUUAAAAGACAAACAUCUCAAAUACUGGCAAAUACUUAUCAAUUGUGUGUGUGUGUGCAUACGUAUAUACACAACUUGUAUUUCUUGGAGCCUAAAAGUGAUGUUUCCCCUCUGAUGUAGCUAUAACUGGAACAUGCCUUUUCACUGUGUGUUAGAGCAGUCCUUAGGAAUUUAAAUCCAUUUGACAAGCAUGAAAAUGGCAUUUUUGAAGAUGAUAAACUUACAGAAACGAACUGGUUAAUACACCAACUUAGUACAGAAUGUGGUACUAUUCCCGCUCACUGUCGUAAUCAGCUUCAAAUGACAGGAAUUCUGAAUUUUGGAAUAUUCUAAAGAGUGCUCUCUGAACAUAGAUGCCACAGGAAUAUUAACGUGACUGAAACAUCUUCAGCUACAGAGUUUGAAACCUUUCUUAAAACUCAAGCUGAAGACUGGGAAUAUAGCUCCAAAGCACAAAUGCUGCCUGGCCAAGCAUGAGAUCAUGAGUUCGAUCCCAGUUACCAAAAACUUAAGCUGAAAUUGCUUCAGCGUAGGAAGAUGUUGCUAAUUAGCAUUUCCAUCAACAAACACUGCCAGGUUAGACUGAGUAGCCAGGCAGGUUGGCACACUGUGUUGCUAUACAGUAAAAUUUCUCAGUAAUCAUUAAAAUUAAUGGAACCUAUGUCUGUGGGGAAGUGGCAGAACUAAAGGCUAGCAAGUUCAAGACUGAAUUCUUGUUAUAAAUACCUGGCUAAGCUCCAGCAAAUACGAGGCAAUUUCUGAAACAACGUGGGAACACAAAGAAGGGCUGAUGUAAGAUAUGGUAGGAAGCCAUUAUAUAUGCUAAAAAGAAAUUUCUAUCCAAGGUUAGAGAACAAAAAGCUAGUGCUCAGACCAUUACAGCUGUCCUUUUGUAAAGGAUUUCUUUCACCAAGGUUGUUCCUGCUUUGACAGUGAUUUUGUAAGCUAAAGUAUGACACCACUUGUAUUUAAAAUAUGACAAGUAAUCAUUCCCUUUAUUAUGUGAUGUGAACUGGUUAAAGGCCAAGGCAGCCUUCAAAUGUUUAUACUUGAAAAUGGGGUUAGAAGUAGGAAUAUUUUUUUCAAAAAUGGAUUUAUUGGAAUAUAUAUAAAAAGCCAACAGUGAAGCAUGCUGAAAUGUGUUAAGUUCUAAUUUUGACUGCCAUCAGGAAAAGAACAUUUUAAGAUUUUCCAAACUAAGUAUGUAAAUAUGCUCACAUAUCAAAACAACUCAUGUAGUAUUUCCUGGUAACUCGCCAAGAAUAUCCUGACAGUUGAACAAUUUUUGCUAUAUAAGACUAGAAAUACAGCAUCACGUUGUCUCAUAUUUGUUUUGUAUCAUUUAGUUACUUUAGAAAAGUUUGUGAAUACUUUGCCCCCUUUAUAUACUGUAUGGAUAAGAGAAAAAAACUUUUUAAAGCAUUAAAAAAAAAAAACCCAGAUAGCUAUUGGUAACUUCAGAAUUUGUCAGUUGCCUUACAUAAGGAUGAAUAGACCCAACAAGCACAUCUAUAAUACAAAGUAAACUAUGAUUUUAUUGUGAAAUUCUCAUAGAUGGAAAAUUAUUUAUUCUGUUCAUUUCGUUUUACAAUAAUCUUUCCACUUAUUUUUGUACCAUGUAUUUCAAUUGCCUCGUUAGUGAAAAAUAAAGAAACCUAUACUUUU